AUGAGGUUCUCAUCAUUAGGGCGUCUCGCCCUUCUCGCCUCGUUGCCGGCCUUCGUUGCGGCCGAGCCUAUGCUCACGUCCAAUUCCUUGAACACCUGCCAGGACGAUUCGAGUUUCACGGCCAGUCUUUUCAACGUCGUCUACACACCCAAUAACAACUCGGCGUCGGUAGAUAUUGUGGCCACUUCGUCGGUAGAGGGUAAUGUCGUCUUCGACGUCGCUAUUUCGGCCUACGGUUAUCAGAUUAUUCGCACGACGGUUGACCCCUGCAAGGCUGGCUUGGCGGGACUGUGUCCCAUGACUGCCGGAAAGAUCCCUUUGAACUUCAACUUACCCGUCGGCGCAGAUGCCGCCUCACAGAUUCCCGGUAUUGCCUACAACUUCCCUGACCUGGAUGCCACAGUGCGUGUGUUCCUGAACAUGACGGACACGGGUAAGAGUGUGGCCUGUGUCGAAGCUGAUAUUUCCAAUGGAAAGACGGUUGAUCUGAUUGGAGUGAAAUGGGCUUUGGCAGUUAUCGCCGGCCUCGUUCUCGUUGCUUCCGCCAUUGUCAACGGCUUGGGACACUCCAAUGCCGCUGCGCACAUCGCUUCCGGUGCCCUCUCGUUGUUCGGCUACUUCCAGGCCCAGGCCAUGAUUGGCCUGACCGCCGUCCACAUGCCUCCUGUCGUGCGUUCAUGGACACAGGAUUUCCAGUGGUCCAUGGGUAUCAUCAAGGUGGAAUUCAUGCAGGACAUCUUCACCUGGUACCAGCGAGCGACUGGUGGCACUGCUUCCACCAUCUUUGACUCGUUGACCACCGUGUCCGUCCAGGUCGAGAAGCGCGCCAUUCCCGACGCCGCUGUUAACUUGUACCGCCGAGGAGUCGCCGCCGUCCCGAGAGUUGCUACUUCCCUCAUGAGGCGGGCAAAUGUGCAGACGGGUUCUGGAAGUUACAUCGUCUACGGUAUCCAGCGUGUUGCGUUCAAGGCCGGCAUUGAAACGACGAACCUGUUCAUGACCGGUCUGACAUUCUUCUGCCUGUUUGUCGUUCUCACGAUCUUGGGCGUUGCUGCUUUCAAGGGCUGGUGCGAGCUGGCAGCUAAGAAGAAGUGGAUCAAGCCUGACACCUUCCUCGAGUUCCGAAACGGGUGGCUUACUGUCCUCAAGGGCAUUCUGUUCCGUCUCACCCUCAUCGGAUACCCCCAGAUGACUAUUCUCUGCUUGUGGGAGUUCACCCAGGUCGACUCGCCUGCCGAGGUGGUUUUGGCCGUCUUCUUCUUCUUUGGCAUGACGGCAACUCUGGGUUGGGCCGCCUCCAAGGUGAUCCGCAUUGCACGCAGAUCUGUUGCCAUGCACCGCAACCCUGCCUACAUCCUGUUCUCUGAUCCCCAGGCCUUGAACAAGUGGGGAUUCCUGUACAUCCAGUUCCGCGCCUCGGCGUACUACUUUAUCCUUCCCGUGCUCGGAUAUCUCAUCAUCAAGGGCAUGUUCAUCGCCUUCGCGCAGAAGAGCGGCACCGCCCAGGCCGUUGGUCUGCUUCUCAUCGAGGCCGGCUGGCUUGUCGCCGCCAGUGUCAUGCGACCAUGGAUGGACAAGAGCACCAACACUUUCAACAUCGCCAUUGCGGCCAUCAACUUCAUCAACUCGAUUUUCCUUUUGAUCUUCUCCGACGUUUUCAGCCAGCCGCCCUUGGUCAACGGUGUGAUUGGUCUGAUUCUCUUUUUCCUUAACGCCAUUUUCGCCUUGGUUCUCCUCCUCAUGGUCAUCGUCAGCACCAUCCUGGUUUUCUGGCGCAACAACCCGGACACCCGUUACCAGUUCAUGGCUGAUGAUCGAGCCUCCUUUAUGAAGUCUCAAAGCCAGUUGACGGGCACUACCGAAUUGGACGCCCUCGCUGCCACCGCUCGCGGAGAUAAGGGCGGAUACAAGCCCGGUCUUGAUCUGGAUGACGACAACGAAUCGAUAUCAUCGGAGUCGAUGCGUCGCCGGACAGAUACCUCACUGAUGGGGGCGCCCAACCACGCCGGCUCCGGCUCUCUUCGCGGCAACAUGAACCCGCCGCGGUCACCUGUGGACCCAUCCGUACCUCUGUUCCCGGCCGCUGGAGGCCCCCCACGAGCACCGAGUCCGUAUGGCAACAACCCAGCGGCGUUCCGGGCACAGCACAAUGCCAGCCCAUGGCAACGAGGCGCCGGCUAUGACCACUAG
Molecule: messenger RNA, 2190 nt
Organism: Neoarthrinium moseri
Lineage: Eukaryota; Fungi; Ascomycota; Sordariomycetes; Amphisphaeriales; Apiosporaceae
Exons: 2
Coding region: 1-2190 (729 amino acids)
Biological process (GO): transmembrane transport; fungal-type cell wall biogenesis
Source: RefSeq, a predicted model, not a curated record